AUGGCUGGUUUCUCAACAUUCAUCAUCUUUACCUCUGUCUUCUGUCAGCUCACAGUAACAGCAACUUCUGGAACUCUGAAGGAGGUGGUUGGUGCCCUUGGUGGAUCUGUGACCUUCCCUCUGAAUUUCACAGGAAAACAUGUUGAGACUAUUAUAUGGAACUUCAGGUCAAUAUCUCUUGCCAUCGUAGAUAAGGGCAAUGUCCUAGUGCUCCAAAAUCAUAACAAAAAACGGAUAGUCUUUCCAGAUGGAAGCUACUCCAUGGAACUCAGCCAGUUGAAGAAGAAUGACUCAGGUGUCUAUCGUGUGGAGAUUCACAGCCCAUCACUUCAGUAUCCCUUCAUCCAGGAGUAUGUGCUGUAUGUCUACGAGCUUCUGUCAAGGCCCAAAGUCACCAUGGAUGAGCAAGACAAGAACGGCACCUGCAUAACCAACCUGACAUGCUCCAUGGAAGAAGGAGGAGACAAUGUGACUUAUAGCUGGAAAGCCCUAGGGCAGGAAGUCAGUGAGAUUCAUGACGGUGCCAUUCUCCCUAUCUCCUGGAGAUUGGGAGAGAAAGACAAGACCUUAAUUUGCAUGGCCAGAAAUCCCAUCAGCCACAGUUCUUCGACUCCCAUCUUUGUCCAGAACCUCUGUGAAGAUGCUGCCAAGGAUCUAAAUUCAUCUAGGGUCAUCAUAUACAUCAUACCAUUGCUCAUUGUGCUCAGUUUCUUGGUGUUUGUCAUUCUUCCUACUAUGCGGACAGAGAAAAGAAAAGGCUCCAAGGAUGACACUGAGAGAGUGGACAGCCACCAGGAAAAGCCCAACUUCUGUCCCCACUUGGAAGAGAAUACAGAAUAUGACACAAUCCCUUACGUUAAUGGUACGAGGCUGGAAGAGGACGCAGCAAACACACUUUAUUCCAUUGUGCAGAUCCCCAAAUCGGUGAAGAGUCCCAGCUCCCUGCCUGCAAUGCCCCAUAUGCCAAAGCCAUUAAGCUUUGACAAUAUUAUCUAGACAGCAGCACUCUCUCUUCUCACUCAAGAAAACCCUCAAAGAAUUCACCAUUCUCAGCAGAAACGGAAACUUCUAUCAUAGAUUGAAUGUAAAUGCCUUCCCACCCCCAAACCCAUGUAUUUGCAUACAGAUGGUGAAGGCCAGGCUCAAGGGGGUUCAGAGCACAAUGACUCUUGGGGAUGGGGAUAGAGCCCAUUCAUAUUCCAUUUAAUGAAGAAAUUUUCAAGACAGCAUACCAUCUAGGCCAUGACACAGCCAUACUCCCUGUAAGAAAUCAAAAACAAAGAAAAGGAACAGAAGAUGUGGAAAACACGCAGUUUGAUAAGCAGCUUGAAUGCAUUUACAGUUGUGGGGAAACUGGGUAUGCACAAUGCAGCCAUAACAGUUAAAGAGAUGAGCUCCAUUAAAGAGUAACCCCAGACUUUGCACUAGGACAAUAGAGAAGGAUCACCGAGAGCGAGGCCCUCUCUAUCAGGAACUCCAAGUUAUAAACCGAAAAGCCCAUUUGAAAAGCUUCCAUUUAAAAGCAAGAAUGACUGAACACAAAGUGUCCUACUUUGUCUCAUCAGACUGGGAAAGCGUUUCUCCAGAGUCACCUGCACAGGUUCUCAGAGCCUGCUGAAACCCUGACUCAAGGGGGUAUGGCUCUAUCUUGGCCCAGCAGCAGAACUUGGCAGUGUCCAUAAAGCUGGUGGCUUUGCAGACAGGCAGAAUGUAAAGUCUAGGAGCCAGUGAGGCUUGUACCAAGGUUCUGGUGGGGGAAAGCCAAGUGAUGUAUAUCAAGAUUGGUCGGAGUGGAACUGCUGUGUAACAAAGCUCAGGUUGCAGUGUAGACUCCAGGAUACUGGAGCUGCCAGGAACAUGAAGCAUCUGCUGAGAAAACUCCAGGCACUGAAUGCAACCAAGAAAGAGGCCAUAUGUGCUUUAGGUAGCAAGGGCCAUGGAAACAGCCUCCCCAAAUCCACGGGAGCACACGUGAUGUCACCAUGUAUCCAGGAUGCCAGAUAUGGAGCUUCAGGGUUUACGUUUCCCUGGUGGAUUUUGACCUAGCCUUGGUCUGCUCUUUCUUUGCUGUGCUCCAUUCCUCCCUUUUCGAAUGUGAAUGUGUCCUCUACCUUUGUAAGUAUGUAAGUUUUUAAAUUUUGUUUUAUAGGGACUCACAGCUAAGAGUUUGCCUUUCAUCUCAUAAAAGACACUGGACAUUGGACUGGUAUGGCCAGGGACUCUUCAAGUUUGAUGGAAUGCAUUUUGCAUUGUGUGAUGACCAUGAGUCCAUGUGAGCCAAGGUGGAGAUGUUAUGGAUUGAGUCUAAAAUAUGCUCCACAGCCUCAUGUGUUUGAACACUUGGUGUUCAGUUUGGACAACUGAUGGUAUUUUUUAGGGAUGCCAUAGAAUCUACAGAAGACAAGGCCUGCCUGGAGAUGGUGGGUCUCCUAGUGGCAGGCCUUGAAGGUGAGAUUCACUUCUGGCUCUGGGCUGAGCCUUCUGCUUCUACCUCAGGUGGAGUUCUGCCUACCACGAUGCAAAGAAGCAGCCAUUGCAAACUCCCUCCAACACAGACCAAGCCCUUGCAGCCACCAUGCCUUCUGAUGAUGGAUAUCAACCUCUGGAACUCAAAAUCAAAACAACCCUCUGCCCCUGUGAGUUGCUUCUGUCAGGAUUCUGGCACAGAAGCAAGAAGAGCAAUUAAUACAACUUCUUUCCAGAAUAAGCUAUUCACAUGCUACUUUGGACUCUGAGGUUCAUUUUGUCCCACUGCUGAGAACUCUCCUCAAACCCAGAGUCUGUAUUCCUUUCUGUAAAUGUGACUGUGAAUCUGUCAGUUAGGUCUAAGAAAAAAGCUUGGAUAUGCCUUGACAUGUAAGUACAAUAUUAAUUAAGGCCUUGGGACAGGAUCUCAAGACCCAUCUUAUUUCAGAACUUGAGAUCAGAGCUAUAACAGGAGAUUGCUUGCCAGAACAGACAGACAUGUCCAGCACAAGCAGGUAUAACUGCCCCAAAUUAUGUAUUAAUUUAUUAAUGGAACCAUCAACUAUGUGCCAGGUACUGUUUUAAGCUUGCAUGGAUUAUUCCAAUACACUCUGCUCUCACUUAACAUUUCAGGAACUACUUUACAUGGAGCCACAGAAACAAUGACUAUAGAGUGCCAGAAGGCCCCAAGUGGGUAUGCAAGUGCCAGAGGUCAAAAUGCACAAGGACAGAAAACCCAACUAAAUACCUAUGUUUGGCUGGUACCAUCCCCAUUGAGUGUCCAUCACUCAAAGCAUGUGGUGAAGGACAAGGACCCCUUACCUCUACUUCACUUAUACUUGCAUGCUCCAAGGGAAAAGCCUAAGCCCUGGGCCUAUAGAGGAGUCCAUCUUUCUCAACAGAGAAAUAGCCUGAACACACAUUUUGGAUCUAAUCCAAGACCUGGAGUCAAGGGAUAGAGUCUGGGGUUUGAUGGCUUGAAAAAUCUUUACAGUUGUUAAAUUUUUUUUCAACAAACAUUUAUUGAGAACUUAUGCUAGGUUAGUAUUCUAGGGAAAAUAGACAUAUUCCCUGCCCCAUAGAGCUCAUUUUAAUUUUUGGUGUUGUGAAAGAGACACGGGAAAA
Molecule: messenger RNA, 3591 nt
Organism: Peromyscus californicus insignis
Lineage: Eukaryota; Metazoa; Chordata; Mammalia; Rodentia; Cricetidae
Gene: Slamf7
Product: SLAM family member 7
Exons: 7
Coding region: 1-996 (331 amino acids)
Biological process (GO): T cell activation
Cellular component (GO): external side of plasma membrane
Source: RefSeq, a predicted model, not a curated record